Melopsittacus undulatus (budgerigar) is the source of this 3735-nucleotide messenger RNA. RefSeq names its product solute carrier family 41 member 3. The transcript has 11 exons. Gene Ontology annotation, biological process: monoatomic cation transport. Lineage: Eukaryota; Metazoa; Chordata; Aves; Psittaciformes; Psittaculidae. The record is from RefSeq and is a predicted model, not a curated record. Bases 1715 to 3058 code for a protein of 447 amino acids. Gene Ontology annotation, cellular component: plasma membrane. Gene Ontology annotation, molecular function: monoatomic cation transmembrane transporter activity.
CAUUUGAGUCAUUCAGGCUCAUUACUGUUUCCUUUACGUUCAUGUUUCUGCCUGUCAGGGAUCCAGUUGGCAGACAAGGUGGCAUACAGGACUAGGGAUGCACAGAAAGGGUCUCUCCUUGAGGCCUCUGUGAGUAUUUAACCAGAAUUGGACCUUCAUGCUGUCAUUUCUCAGUUCCUGGCUGGUGUAAGGAGGUUGGGUCAUGUGUGGUUAUUACAGGGUUUUCAUUAGCCUCCUUCUGCCAGCUAUUAUGGGCUUUCUUUUCCCAGUUAUAUUAGCCAAAAUAUAUUCCUUUGUUAGCUUUCAGCUUGGAGGUGACACACAUCCACACCAGGAACGUUGGGAGUGGAGAUGGCUGUACCAACACAUCAGCCUAGGAAGCAGCAGAGGACAGAUAGAGUCUCCCAUCUCCCUGUUUACCUGUGAGGCAAACACAUGUUUUAUUCUGUCUAACCCUGCCAAUGCAUUUAGCUCCAAGCUGGGGACCCUGUCACAAGGACAGAGUCCACAGGCCAUUAAUCUUUAGGUCUCUCUGCAGAGGGUGUCAGGGAAGGGGUUGAUUAGUACAGGAAGUGUAAAUAAGACAAUGCGGUUUAAACACUGGAUUUGAACUGGACUGAGUAACCUGUAUCUGUUGUGCCCAUUGUUGAAUACUUGCUUUCACCAUUUGCCUUCACUGGGGCAUGGCUGGGUUUGAACCUGUGGUUGGAUAGGGAAAAAGCUCAGUUGCCAAGGUACUAAACCCUUCCAUCCUAAAUGGUGCUUUUAAAUCGCCUCAGAUCCAAUUAGUUUGCCCAAAUUCACUAUCAGAAAGGAGCCCCCACAAAACACCCCAACUCUCUUCCUUGUGUGCGUGACUUUGAGCUUAAGUCUCUACUGACCAGGACACUUAACUCUUCAGCUGUACGCAGCCAUGGUCCAGCUCUGGUGCUUGACCUUGUGUUGGCUGUUUGACCAUGGAGAUGCCGGGGUGAGACCCCCUCUCUUAAAGGCAGUACUGUGCAGCAGCAAUGUGUUUCCCUUUAGGACAGGAAGGGAGCCCAGUUCACAGCAUGCCAGGGAAACAUUCACCCUUUCUCUGCCUUGCCUGCUGUGCACUGAGAUUACAGAGCUACCUUAAAUAAGCUCCAGCUAUGAAUCUUAUCUUGGCUGUUGCAAACUAGCAGAAAGUUGAAGUGAUGACAGCAGAUAAGGGUGCUCGCUUUUCAACCUUGUUGGUUGGUUCUCUGGCUUAUUUCCCCCCACCCCAAGCCAGUCGUUCAGAGGUAAGGCUGGCAUAGCCCCACCAUUCCAUUCCCAUGGAUACCACGGAAGGGACAACAAGGACCAGGUUCUAGAACACCCAUUGUUCUCUCACCACCAUGCUUAGCUGUGUCACUGGCCAGAACUCCAGACCUGCGUCAGAUCGUCAGUCGCGAGGAACGUGAACUCGUGUUGCUUUUGACCUUCCUUCACCUUCAAGGCAAUCCAAAACCGAUCCUGGUUGUUAACUGCCCACCUCCUCGGCCUUGGAACAAGGAAUUGGGUCCGUCCCGUUUGCUGCCACCUGGGGUCAACCCGGCUGAAUCCAUUUUGGAGGAUACCUUUGCUGCAGCCCUCUGGACGUGCUCGGAGGAGGAGAAGAAGAUAAAGCAAUUUGGCAUCAUUGCAGUAGCUGGAAGCAAAGAGACCUACGAGGAGGAUCUGUGGGGUGUCCUGGUCUCGGUGUUUGACCAUGGUGCUCACCAAUGUAGAACUGGAACUGUGCUUCCAUGGUCAGAAGCUACGAGGUUUCAAAUGCAAGGUGACCAGGCUGGCCAAUGGGUUUCUGCCGGAGACUUCGUUCUCCAUUGCGAGCCAGGUUUUUCUGCCGUUCCUUCUGUCUGGCUUGGGCAUGGUAGCUACUGGCCUCUUAAUGGAUACUGUUCAGCACUGGCCGGUAUUCCAAACAAUUACGGAAAUUUUUAUCCUGGUUCCUGCCUUGCUUGGCCUGAAGGGAAACCUGGAGAUGACGCUGGCAUCCAGGCUCUCUACUGCUGCUAACGCCGGACAGAUGGAUGACCGUUCUGACCGAUGGGAAAUCAUCACCUGCAAUCUAGCCCUAAUCCAGCUCCAGGCCACUGUGGUUGGACUUCUGGCUGCUUUGGCUGCUGUGAUCCUGGAAGCCAUCUCCAAGGGCUCUGUGGAUCUGAGCCAUGCUGCUGUGCUGUGUGCCAGCAGUGUCCUCACGGCCUUCCUAGCUGCACUUUGCCUUGGUCUGCUGAUGAUUGGUGUGAUCACUGGAGCCAGGAAAGCUGGGAUCAAUCCAGACAAUGUUGCCACACCCCUUGCAGCCAGCCUUGGAGACUUGAUAACGCUUUGGGUGCUGUCGGCAUUCAGCAGUUUGUUCUUCGAAUGCAUAGAUAUGACAUGGCUUCCUCCUCUGGUCUGUGCUGUAUUCAUCGUCAUGACCCCUUUCUGGGUUUGUGCCGCCAAGCGAAGUCCUUCCGUUGCCAAAGUCCUGAAAUCUGGAUGGCUGCCGGUCAUUGUUGCUAUGAUCAUCAGCAGCAUUGGUGGGCUUAUCUUGGACAAAACUGUAACUAACCCAAACUUUGAAGGCAUGGCAGUUUUCACACCUGUGAUGAACGGUGUUGGAGGGAGCCUGGUUGCCAUCCAGGCCAGCCGUAUUUCCACAUUCCUGCACUUAUGGAGCAAGCCUGGAGUUUUGCCAUACAAGAUGAGGCAGAAUUGGCCCAACCCGUGCACCAUAUUCUUCUCCUCAGAAGUGAAUUCCCGGUCGGCGCGAAUCCUGUUCUUCCUGGCUCUUCCAGGGCACCUCGUGUUCCUCUACACUAUCCGCCUGCUGCACGGAGGCCACGUGUCUCUGUCCUUCCCGUUUGUGAUGUUCUAUCUGAUGGCUGCUCUGCUGCAGGUGGGAAUCCUGCUCUAUGUGACUGAAGUCCUUGUGCGCCUGAUGUGGAGGAAGGAGGUGGAUCCGGAUAACUUCUCCAUCCCCUACCUCACUGCCCUGGCGGAUUUCCUGGGCACGGCACUCCUGGCUGGCUGUUUCCACCUUGUUUGGCUUAUCCACGGCUUGUAGGUGAAUGAAGUGGAGUGAGAGACCAGUUUGGGCCUCCCCACCCCAUCGCCCUGUCUCUCCUCCCCAUUGUGCCUUACAGCUGGGCUCACCCUCCCUAAGGGAGCAGCACCCACGGACUUGUGCCCAAGCCCACUGCCCACGUGUCCAGCCACCAGGCAAUAAAGAGCGUUGGACCAUGUAUAACAAAGGAGCUUUGUGGUUGGUUUCAGUCCUAGCAUGGACACAGCCUAUGAGGCUGCUCCGAAGCCUGCCAAGGUCACUGCAUCUGAUCCUGCAAGGGGAUGUCACAGCCUCUCCAUCGGACUGACUUUCCACCAAGGGAAAUACCUUACUCACCCUCCUUUCCUUUCCUGGCGCAUCCCUGGAGGAGGAGAGGAACCAGGUCUUGAAACUCAUCUCCAUCACACAGAUCCUGAGGAUCUGAUGCAGUGAGCUCCUUGCUGGCUCAUGUCCAGUGGGAUACCUGCCCCAGCAGUGUCACUGUUGUCUGACUGACGAGCUGGAUCGAGUGUUUUUUGGGGAUAGAAGGGUUUUACGGUUUAUGAUUUGUCCAGUAGUUAAAAAUGGACACACGUGAACAAAGUGGUUAAAAAAAGGGUAAUGCUGUGGAUUUGGGGGUUGGUUUUCCUUGCCAUGGCUCCGCCUGUUCCUAGUUCAAACUUGACAGGUAGAACUUC